AUGGGCAAAAAGCGGCGCCGCGAUGAGGAGGACGAAGCCGAGGGCGGUAGCCUGGGCGGCCUGGGCGCCCGGUCCUGGAUUCUUUCCCGCUUGCGCACGUUUGGUUUGCUUUGUUUGCAAGCGGCUACCGUGGAGCCAAGAAGAACAAAAAAGGAGCCAAUGCCUCAGCCAGGUGUAGAAGCACGGGGGCCAGCCAACACUAUCCAGAAGCAAGGGUUCCUGACCCCAGUCAAGAAAGUGGUGCACGUGCAGGAUUUGCGGGAUGAAGAGCUGCAGGAGCGCGAGGCAGAGCUUGCUGAGACGCUCCGCAAAGCACGGUUAAAUCAGGGGAACCUACGAGGGGACCCGCCCAAGACGAACCGAAUCCUCUGGCAGCGGCAAGUGACCUAUGCCAACAACGCGGUCCAUCGAGCAGAGCAGGCUUACAGAGAAGUACGCCAGGAGAUCGAACGGAGGACGUAUGGUGCGAGCUUGGGCAUCAGUCCUAUCAGGCGCUUCCGAAAGUGA
Molecule: messenger RNA, 507 nt
Organism: Durusdinium trenchii
Lineage: Eukaryota; Dinophyceae; Suessiales; Symbiodiniaceae
Source: the annotation of a GenBank genome assembly